UAUCAUACAUCACGAUUCAGAAUGAAAAUCCAUUCAUGCCAUUGCCAUGGUUCUACAAACAGCAGAUUGGUAUGAUCGAUUUUUCUACUUAUUUUCUUCUAUAAUUUGGCGCCAUCUACUGUUUUUUAGCCCCAUUGUAAUAAUACUAAAUAAUAAUCGGCCUACUCAUAUUCUAAUACUACUGGGCCUAACACUAAUACCUACCGAUCAAACUGCAAAUAACAAUAGGCCUUAUUAAUUAUAAUUCCAAGAUGGUCCCCAUCGAAGCACCUGAAUGUCUUGCUCCGAAAGUGCAGAGGUGAGAGGUGAUGUGUUCCAGAGCUGUGGCAGAAGAUGAAGUGAGGAGCCACAGUGAGCAGUGUUAAGCCUCUGCUAGGGUUUCUCCCGUUUAAAUCCAGACUGGGACCUGCUGCUGUCAAUCACACGGUGGCUCCGGGGGGGAAAGCCCGACGGAAGGAAACGCACAACGCCGGAGCACAGCACACUUUGAACAAUGUUCUUAUGUUUGAUAGUGCGUAGGUUAAUCAUUUCCGACAACUGGCGAAGGAAUGCGAGGCAUUUGACUGGGUUGUUUGAGGCCUGCUUUGAACUGACUAAAUAUGUACAGGAAAAUGAAGCGCGAUCUGACUUGAUUAAAGGAUUAUCUCAUAUGAUUGUAGGAUAUGACUGAAUUUCUCCACUUUCUACACAACAAAUGACAUGCAUUUGAAGGCUUUGUAUGCAGUGUAAGAGUUAAAUAGAUGAACACAGAACGAUAUUCAUGUUAGUGAAAUGUCGUUUUCUGUUGUGAAAUGUAAAUUAAAUAGCCUAGCAGUGGAUGAACUAUGUUAAUAACAACUUUUAAAUGCAGUCUUGUGUUUCGGUGAAGUCAACCGAGCCGCUUCACAUCCUAACCUGUGGGCCUGCAAGCUAUCUGCAGUGAUGAGUGACGGGUCUAUUUUAGAAAGGAGGCUGACCCCAAACAGGACGUCGGCUGUUUGUCAUCGUGAGGUACCAGGGAAGAAAGAGAAGGGAGAAACAAUGGAUCAGGACCUGUUUGGGGGGGCCCCCAGGUUUCUCACGAGGCCCAAGGCGGUCUCGGUGUGCAUGGGUAAGGAUGCCACUCUCAGCUGCACCAUCGUGGGGAACCCCAUCCCGCUCAUCACCUGGGAGAAGGGCAAACUCCGGCUGACCUCGGGGGGGCGCUUCAAGACGGUGGACGACGGCGACGUCUACCGCAUCACCAUCUACGACCUGGCCCUGGAGGACAGCGGCCAGUACCUGUGCCGCGCCAAGAACACUGUGGGGGAGGCCUACGCCGCUGUCACCCUCCAGGUGGCGCUGCCCUCGGAGAUGGCCCUGAGGGCGCCCGUCUUCAUGGUGAAACCCACCAACUCCCGCGUGGUUCUGGGGGGUAACCUGGUGUUCUACUGCCGGGUGGCGGCCCACCCGGAGCCCGCCUUCGACUGGGAGAAGGACGGCCGCUACAUGGGCGUGACCAACCGCAUCAAGAUCGUCUCGGACAGCGACAGCAGCUCCCUGAAGAUCCAGAGCGUGCGGAACCUGGACGCCGGCACCUACACCUGCAGGGUGCAGAACAGCUCGGGCCGGGCGCACGCCUCUGCCGUGCUCGCCGUGGACGCCCAGGACUCCCGCCAGCAAGGGGCGGCGGCGGAUAAGAACACCUCCCUGCUCUCGCACCUGCAGAAGCGCAAGGAGGACAUGAAGAAGGACAUCUCCGUCUACCGCACCGAGGACGGCGUCUCCUCAUCCUCCGUCUCCUCCUCCUCUUCCUCCUCCACCACCACCGCCAACAGCAGCAGCAGCAUCAGCAUCAAGGAUGGGCUGAGCGCUCUGAGUAUGGAGCAGCGCAUGAGGGCCUCGGCGCUGGCCAAGCUGCCCAAGGGCGUGUUUACCCGCACCUGCACGGUCACGGAGGGGAAGCACGCCAAGCUGAGCUGCUUCGUCACGGGCCACCCCAAGCCCCACAUCAUCUGGAGGAAGGACGGCUCCAACAUCAGCGAGGGCCGCCGGCAGGUCAUCUACGAGGACCAAGCGGAGAACUUCAUCUUGAAGAUCCUGUACUGCAAGCAGAGCGACAACGGCCUGUACACCUGCAACGCCACCAACAUGGCCGGGCAGACCUACAGUGCCGUGCUGGUGAUCGUCAAGGGUGAGUUUAUGAUCGGAGUGGUUCCUGCCAUGCCAGGCAGUGUUCGUUAUGAACUGAGGAUGAGUGUGGUAUAUUGUAUUUUAUGUAUCAUAUUUCCGAUGUUCAUCUCCAUUUGUUCAACAUUAUUGCCUCAAUGUUGUUGUGUUAUGUACACUGUGGACAUAAAACAAGUCUAGAUACCAUCUUAUUUAAAUGGACAUUUUAAAUGGUGGCUUCUAAUUAUUCCACAUAAAUUGGGCAAGUUUGGAGGAAAUAAGCCCAUUGUUUUCUAGACUUGCUGACAAAUGAUUAUCACUGAUAAAAUUGCUUUGAUUGAGACUGCAGUAUGGUGAAGAUAGAUUUUGGCUGCUGCGUGGUUUAUAGGUUGUUUGAAAUUGAGGUAGCAGCAAACUACUUUGAAGUCAACAACACAUAAAUGUGCGUACAUUCAAAUAGGCCAUAGACUCUUCAUUUCUUUCAUCAGUGUGACUGACUGAAUGAGUCAACAUGUACAACAUUGAAUUUAGCAGCACAUCAGCAAAUUCAAAGGUCGUGUAUGGGAUCAAGGCAGUCUUGAGUUCCCGAACAAAUGUCAGUCCUGUAACAAAUCCGCAUUGACAAAAGCUGAAGUGUCCCUUACAUAAGAACAUCGCCUCCCUCUUUAUCACACGCAGGCUCUCUUCCCUUCCCACUUUUGACUGAUCAUAUAGUAUUGCAUAGCAACUGGAGGUGCUAGAGGAAAUUACCCUGAAGGACGUGGCUGUAAUGUCCCUUUCAAUGGUUGAAGCUUUGAGUAUUUGGGUCUAUAAAACUCGAUAGCUUAAAGCAGGCCGUGUUCUUUCGAAGAGCAAACCGAAGUUCAUUGUGAGUGUAAUUGGUUCGGAGUGCCCCCUUGACAUGUGUUUACCGUCACACUGCAUGGCCGAACCCUGGCCGUGUCGCAGGGUGUUGUGUUUCGGGGCUAUUUUCUGCUGGUGAUGAGUACUUCCCGGUUGGAAUGAUGGCUAGUCACUCGCUUUAGCCUCCAAGCACCACCGUCAUGGGAGAUGUCUCUGAGUAGCUUUCCAUUGGACGCAAUGAAUAUCCACAGACACAUUGACUAUAAAUUGAUGUAGACACUAUUGAUUCAUUCAUUCGCAGUGAAGCCUUUGCACUUCAAUGUGUUGUUGUUAUGAAAUAUUGAAUGGUUUAACGAGUUUCUCAAGGGACUUCACUGCUUUUCUCAUUAAACCUCCGGGGUAUAAUACUAAAUAUCACUUGCUAAUAGCCUAUAUCCACUCUGCCACAUACUCCUUAUAACAUGCAGAACUAAAACAGAUGCUCAAACACAUGCAACUGAGAAUCUAUGUCUCCCCUUUUCUCAUUAUCAGUUUUCCUCUUGUAGCCCGACCAAUGUAUUGUUUGUCCGAUUUUAUCGGCCGAUAAAACCGCUAAAAGCUUCUUAGAGUUAAGCCAUUUGACGUCAUGUUCCGUGGGAAGGUUCGUAGCUCCUCUCCAUACAGUUAUUUGGUUCCUUUAGCUCAUGGUUUUAAUGUGAUGUUGCUAUGGCCUGAAGCAUUGCUGGAGUGUGAACAGCAACCCUGGAGGAGCUUGUCUACCCCCUAACACAAUAUCUAUAGAAUAACGGCCGAUAUAUUAUGAAUAUUGGACAUUCCUAUCCUUAAUGUUUAUAUCGGCAUUGUCCACUAAAACCGAGUAUCGAUCAGGCUCUACUUUUGAAUGCUAAUGAAUU
Molecule: messenger RNA, 3863 nt
Organism: Gadus macrocephalus (Pacific cod)
Lineage: Eukaryota; Metazoa; Chordata; Actinopteri; Gadiformes; Gadidae
Product: obscurin-like
Exons: 2
Coding region: 922-2328 (468 amino acids)
Source: RefSeq, a predicted model, not a curated record